AUGUUAAAAUCUUAUCUCAUGAUGUUUAAAAGUAAAAAAAGGUCAUACUUAGAUGAAUACAUGAGAUAUGGAUUUACCUACAUGCUUAAAGAAACCAUUAGCUACCCACAGUGUGUUAUUUGUUAUAAAGUACUAGGAAAUGACUCUGUGAAACCUUCAAAGCUUGCUAUUCACUUGAAUAAGUGCCAUCCUGAUCUCCAAACAAAAGAUACUGAUUUUUUCAAAAGAAAAUUUGAAUCACUGAAGAGAUGCAAAUUGGAUAAAACUGGGAUUAUUUACCAAACUCAACAGAAUAUAGUAGAAGCAUCCUAUAAGGUUUCAUAUAUAAUAGCACAGAACAAAAAAGCUCCCACAUUGGCUGAAGAAGUUAUACUUCCAUGUACUAAAGAAAUCGUUAGAUUAUUAUUUGGAGAAGAAGCUGCAAAGAAGGUAGAUAAUAUAUCUUUAUCAAAUACUACAGUCAAACGGAGGCUAACGGAUAUUUCAUCAAACAUUAAAGAAAAUGUUAUUAAUGAAAUUAAAGAAUCCCCAUAUUUUUCUAUUCAGUUGGAUGAGUCCACAGAUUUUUUCAAUGACAAUCAAUUACAAUGGAAAUAUUUGGUUGGAAUUACUACUGAUGGAGCUCCUGCCAUGAUGGAUUGUAAGUCUGGAUUACAGACUAGGGUGAAAGAGAUUGCUCCAAAUGUAGUUGGUGUACACUGUUUUAUUCAUAGACAGGCUUUGGCAACCAAAACUUUACCAGGUAGUUUGAAAACUGUAUUUAAUCAAUUAGUCAAAAAUGAAGUGAAAGAAUUUUUAUGUCAAAUGAAAAGUGGACUGGUAGAAUAUUUUGAAUUUGAUAAUUUUGAAAUAACAACUACUUAUCUUGUGGACAUCGUAGGUCAUUUUAACAAGUUAAAUUUGCAAUUUCAAGGCAAAAAUGCUAAUGUUAUUACACAUUCAGAUAAACUGAAGGCAUUUAUUGAAAAGCUCAAACUGUACAAGACUAGAAUUAAUAAUGGAAACUUGAUCAUGUUUCAAAAUUAA
Molecule: messenger RNA, 1026 nt
Organism: Hydra vulgaris (swiftwater hydra)
Lineage: Eukaryota; Metazoa; Cnidaria; Hydrozoa; Anthoathecata; Hydridae
Source: RefSeq, a predicted model, not a curated record